This is a messenger RNA of Oryza brachyantha (malo sina), 2478 nucleotides long. RefSeq lists its product as uncharacterized. Bases 10 to 2139 code for a protein of 709 amino acids. Gene Ontology annotation, cellular component: nucleus; site of double-strand break. The record is from RefSeq and is a predicted model, not a curated record. Gene Ontology annotation, biological process: double-strand break repair. NCBI's taxonomy places the organism in Eukaryota, Viridiplantae, Streptophyta, Magnoliopsida, Poales, Poaceae. The transcript has 16 exons.
CGCCUUCCGAUGGCGGCGGAGGCGGAGCAGCCGCGGCGGUGGGCGGCGACGUACACGAAGCACGUGAAGCAGAAGCGCAAGGCGUACCAGGACGGCGCUCUCGUCCUCCACACGGCCUCCGGCAACCUCGUCCUCCUCGACGACGCCGGGGGCACCGUCGAGUGCAGGUUCCUCCGCGCCGGCGAGGAGGUCUCCCCCGGCGCCUCGCUCGCGUUCCAGCGCCACCUCGUAGACGUCGGCGAGCCCGAGCCCCACCCCACCUGCUACUCCGGGCCCUCCUCCGCGGCGGCUGCCGCCCCCGCUUCCAGAGCGGUCCACCGGGGCGGCGCCAGGGCGCGUCCGAGCGCGGUGAACUCGCGGCCUCCCCGCGCGUUCGCGAACCCUACUACGAAGGGCGGCGGCGGUGGAGGCUGCAAUGAUGAAGCCGUUGCUUCGAGUUUCCAAGAGUGGAACGCACUAUACACUACCCAUCUGACUCAGAAGGCGAAGAAGUUCCACGAUGGUGUAGUCAGGCUCGUGCAGGUCGGUUCGCAUGCCAAGCAGAUAGUUUUGCUGGAUGAAGAGGGCGAGGUACUAGCCAUCAGGUACCUCAAGUCAGGGGAAUCUGUGGAAAGUGGGAGGAAAUGCCAUUUCCCUAACUAUCUUAUUGAGAUUUGCGAGGUGAAGAGUGAAAAACAAGCUUUAGAAAGUGAUACCUCAGGGAAGCCUAUGGUGCAGAGGAGUGGGGAGAAAACAAGUAAAAAGACAGGAUCAGAUUCAACAAGUAAAUCUCUCAAAUUUAUUACUCCACAAAUAUUUCAUGAUCUUGAGGGUAGUAAAUCAUCAAAUACCGCUGGUUCAAGUAAGCCACAUCCUACAAGGAUUGGAGUUGUGGAUGCUGGUAGCUCAGGAAACAUUAUGGUUUCAACAGACUCUGGAUUUAAAGAAUGGAGUGCUUUAUAUACCACCCAACUAACUCAGAAGGCAAAGAAGUACCAUGAUGGUGUUAUAAAGCUCGUGCACAUUGGUUCACAUGCAAAGCAGAUUGUUCUGCUGGAUGAAGAGGGUGGAGUGCUUGGCAGCAGAUAUCUCAAGUCAGGUGAAUCUGUCGAAAGCGGGAUGAAAUGCCAGCUGCCUAAUUAUCUUAUUGAAGUUUGUGAGAUGAGAAAACAAAAAAGUGAUGUAGAGUCUAAAAACCCUUCAGAGGAGGCUGUGAGUCACACUAGACCAACGAAUGGAGAGAAUGCAACAGACAGGACAGAUGACAGAAACAAAUCUCCAAAAUUUGUCAGUCCACUAAAGUUCAACCAUUUCCAGAAGAGUAGAUUACAAGAUACUCAGAAAGGUAAAACAGAUAUUACUGUUGGCUACAGCACAGACCUUGGCAGAUCAAAAUUUAGUAACUUGGAUGAUCCAUAUAAACGUAAUGAUUUUCAGGGUGGUAAAUCUGGAUGUUCUAAUAGUUUUAUCAGGACAGAGGUUGAGAAGCCAACUUUUGGUACCAUGGAUGAUUCUUUGAGAACUGCAUCCCAAAUACUGUCUAUCAUGAGGCCCCCAUCUGAAAUCAAAUACCCCCAAUGCAUUCCGGCUUCACAAGUGCACUCGGCAUCCUUUGGGUCAAAUAUAGCUUGUGAUGCAGAUCAUAGCAAGACAGCUUCUAACAUAUCAGUGAUCAACAGUUCAAACAGAACUUUUGGUGGUAAUAGGAACUCUGGAUUGUCUCAAUGUGCUACGCUACUUCGUACAUCAGUGCAGUCUUGCUUAAAUUUAGAAACUCAUAAUACAAAGAACUCAAUAAGCACACAUCAUCGGAAUGAGUUAUCUGGGAAUGUUCUUCCAACUUAUGAUCAUCAGACAAUCAUGAGUCCAACUUUUGAUAGUCUGGUAUUGGACAUAGUGGAUAGCCCGACAUUUGGUGUGUCCAAUGCAAAAGAGCAGAGGCAAGGUUCAACAAGGGACCAUCAAACCGAGAGUUUUAAUGAUUCUACACUAGCUAUGCGUACUUCCAGCCCAGGUCUUCCAACGGAUGAAAGUGAAAAUGCAGAUCAGCUUGUUAACAAGAGAGUGGUGGAUGAAAAAUGUGGCAGCUACCCUUUUUUGUCUGCAAGCGAUCUAGCAUUAAUAGAUGAUGAUUGCCCUUCAUUUGAUCUUGGCUUCUAGCAGAAGGGUUUCGUUGGAGGUUCACCAUAUGAUUACUUCUCACGGAGAAUGGAUGGCGUGAAGGCGCACUCUGCGUUGUAAGUUGUAACAAAACAAUGGGCAGGUAAAAAGACUAAUUGUUAAUGAGUAGGCAGGCUCAGGUUAAGGUAACAGUUUAGGCAGAUAAAGAUUCAACGUGCAGUUUACCUUUCCUUUUCCUUUCUUUCUUUUUAAAUACUGGUCCGCUUUUCUUGACACGGUAACGUGUGAAAGGUAUUUUCUGUAGUAGUGCAGUGUAAAGAGAACGUCAAAAUUAUUGCCCAUCUUGUUGCUUUUGUUUCUUAUAAGUCAAAAUUUAAA